GGGGAGGCAGAAGAAACGUGAUAACAUAAGAAGGAUUUAAUGUACCACUGCUAGCUCUGAGAUGUUCAGAGACCACAUGCAACUACACACAAUGACCCCAAAGAGGCCUCUAGAUGGUAAGCAGCCCCCCUAACCCCAGAUGGCAGCCGGCAAGAAAAUGGGGACCUCAGACACUGAACUCUGCCAACCACCCAAAUAAACCUGGAAAUGGAUUCUCCCCUAGAGCCUCCAGAAGGGAAAGCAGCCCAGGCAACGCCUUGAUUUUAGCCCUGUGAGACCGGAAGCCAAGAAACCAGCGGAGUCCAGUGGACUUCUGUCCUACAGAACUGUUCAGCUCAGCUAAUAUUUAACAUAACCAGAUCUGUAGAAUAUACUGCUUGCAAUGAAACUGUUAUCAUCCCAUGCUAUGUUAAUAAUGUGGAGGCCACAAACAUUAAUGAAAUGUAUGUAAAGUGGAAAUUUAGAGGAAAAGACAUUUUCACCUUUGAUGGCGCUGUAGAAAAGACCACUCGCGACAAUAAAUUUAAGAGUACAAAAAUCAUACCACAAAAAUUACUAAAUGGCAUUGCCUCUUUGGAGAUGAACAAGGAAGAGGCUGUUGUAGGAAACUACACUUGUGAAGUAACAGAAUUAAGCAGAGAAGGCGAAACCAUCAUAGAACUAAAAUACCGUAUUGUUUCAUGGUUUUCUCCAAAUGAAAAUAUCCUCAUUGUCAUUUUCCCAAUUUUGGCUGUACUACUUUCUUGGGGACAGUUUGGUAUUGUGACACUUAAAUAUAAAUCCAGUCUCAUGAAGGAGAAAACCAUUCUUUUAUUUGUUGGUGGACUAGUGCUCACUAUAGCUGUCAUUGUUGGAGCCAUUCUUUUUGUCCCAGGUGAAUAUUCAACAAAGAAUUCUUGUGGACUUGGUUUAAUUGUGGUUCCUACAGUGAUUUUAAUAUUACUUCAGUACUGUGUGUUUAUGAUAGGUGUUUGGAUGUCUUCUUUCACCAUCGCCAUAUUGAUCCUUCAGGUACUGGGCUAUGUGCUCUCUGUGGUUGGACUAAGCCUCUGUGUCUCAGAGUGCACCCCAGUGAAUGGCCCUCUUCUGAUUUCAGGUUUGGGUAUUAUAGCUCUAGCAGAAUUACUUGGAUUAGUUUAUAUGAAACUUGUUGCUUCCAAUCAGAAGACUAUACAACCUCCUAGGAAAGCUGUAGAGGAACCCCUUAAUGCAUUUAAAGAAUCAAAAGGAAUGAUGAAUGAUGAGUAACUGAAGUGAAGUGAUGGACUCUGAUUUGGAAAGUAGUAAGAUAUGAAAGGAAUACAAUUGUGUUUAAGCACCAUGGCCUUGAUUCACUGUUCAGGAGAAGAAAACAAGAAAAAUUACUGGUUCUCAUCUGUGGGAGAAAGUAAAUCUUUGACCCUUAAAUGAUUGUUACAGUUAAGUUUUUAUUCAAAGCAUUUGUAAUUUAGUUAAUAAAAGAAUUAUUAUCUGUGUUGUGUGCCCAAUUGAGAUCCAGUUUUUUGUUGUUAUUUUUAUUCAGUAAAGGGCAAGGGUAGAGUGGCUAAUUUCCAAGAAUGAUGCCUUUCAGAUCUUAGGGCCUCUUGACUGUAGUUUACCAGUUUGAAUUGGUUCGAGGUUGAGAAUCACGUGACGCUAACCUGUUGGUUUCCCAGAGAGAUCUGUGAAGAACAGUGGCUUCCACAGAACCUUAGCACACUCGGGUUCACAGCCACUUUGGCAGUAUGGCUGGUGUUAGCCGAGUAAGGUUUCUGGAACGUCUGGGUCAAAGGAAUAGCAAAUUUAAGUACAGAUAGGAGUUUGGUUGGGAACAUCUUGAAUGCCGCCUACAUCUCCGGCAGGAGACCAUGGUCUUCAUUCUUGGGGGUUGCCAUUCACACAUUCUUCCUUCAGCAUACCGUGUGAUGAAUCCUUUUCAGAGUUAGGGUAAUUUUAUUGAUGAAUGUGUUUAUCUCUUAUUCACACAACCCUUUAAACCCUGUCUUGUCCUCCUGUUAUUUGCUUCUGCUGUACAAGAUGUAGCACCUUUUCUCCUCUUUGAACAUGGUCCCGUGACACGUGACAUGGUAGCAUCAUUGCAGAAAGGAGCCAGACUUAUUUUCAGAGAACUAUGUUCACACUUUUCAGCAAAAGUAGCGAUGGUUGUAACAUAUGUAUUUCCUUCCUCGGAUUUGAAGGCACAAUCUACAAUGUUUCUUCACUUCUUUUCUGAUCUGGGGCAUGAAAAACCAAGAUUGAGAUUUGAACUGUGAGUCUCCUGCAUGGCAAUAUAACGUGUCACCGUCAGGCCAACAAGCCAGCCCUCGGAAGGGUGGUUUUGUUACUGUUGUGUCUGUGUUGCAUGAUAAACACUCAUCAUCUCCCUCCUGUAGUCCUGCCUCCGUAAGCCCCUUACCCUAAGAUUGGAAAGUAAAACAAAACCCCCACGUUUCCUACCCCCAUUAGAAGAAAACUAACAUUCUGACCGUUGUGAUCACCUGGAGUACUCUUAGAUUAUUAGCACUCGGUUCCCUCUGUGUGUGUGUGUGUGUGUGUGUGUGUGUGUGUGUGCGCACAUGUAUAAGGUAGGCACGUGCAUCUUCUGUGUGGACAACAGUGGGUACCCACAGGAGAGCAAAUGUUAAUUUCAUGCUCUUAGUAAAAACAUUUAAAAAGAUCUUUAUUGGGUGGAAUUAUAUUUGAUGCGAAUAUUUGAUCAUUUAAAACUUCAAAAACUUCUAGGUAAUUUGCCAAGCUUUUUGACUGCUCACAAUACCUUCUAAAAAUACUAGUAAUUCUUCCUGUCUGUCUAAUAAGACAUUCAUAUCUGCAGUUACAUUACUAAUAGUUAUUUCUUAGUCCACUAACUGUUCCCAUGUGCCUCUUUUAUGCCAAAUUAAUUUUCAUAUUUCAUGUUGGGACCAAAUGGUUUUGCCCAUGGCAGACCUCAAUUUUAUGACCUGCUGAUGCUUCUCAGAAAACCGAACAAACGAUGAGGACAGCUCUUCUUGAAAAAAUUUUUUUUUGUUUUUCUUUCCUAAGUGUGUUGCUGUCCAAAAUAUUAUCAUAUGUAGAGGGAGCUGUGUUCCUUUAUAUAAAUCUGAUGGCUCUUGCUGCCCUUUUUCCCUCUGAAAAUAUUUAUAUUUUACUAUAUUGUUUGUUACUUUAGAAAUCAGUUUUGAUGAAGGGAGGAGAAAAGCAGAUGAACUUGAAAACGAUCCAGAUACCUAUUCUCUAUUAAGAAAAAGAAAGGCAUGAAAACCUUUAUAGUAAACUUUUUUAUAAACUAAGGUUGUACCUUUUAAUAUGCAAUAAACUCUCAUUUCUUUGGGGUUCAGUCUUGGGACCCACCCAUCCUUUGUGUUCUCUUUAAUGCUGCCUGUCUUUUGAGGCACUCACUGCCCUAGACAACGCACAGAGGAAGCAGGAGAGAUGCCAGGUGACAUCAACUCUCGGUCUUACUAGUUGUCAGCUUCUCUGGAAAAGGGACCACAUCAGCGGGAGCCCUCUUGCUUGGCCAUCAUUGGGCCAGGUCAUUCUCUUUAAAUCAGACGUGUAGUGGGCUCCCGAUUUUUUUUGUUCUACCAAAUUAGAAUUAACAUUAGUUUUGAGCAUCACGUAUCUGUUCCUCCCCCACACAACGUGCUUUUAACUCAGUGAUCCCAAUUUUUGCCACCGACUCUUCCACUCGAUUUUAUUUAUUGUACAUUCUCUGACACCCCUUGUCGUUUUUGCAACAACCUUUCCAAUGUUUUUGGCCAAAUCUGAUUUUUCCGUCUCCUUCAAAACAUUCUCCUCAAGCCCUGCCUCCCCUACUGGCUCUCCUCUGUAGUCCACCCCCCUCUUUCAUCUAACACCUUGCUUAAUACUUCACGUGUGUCUGCUGAGGUCUAGUGGGUUUUUUUGUCUUGCUUCUCACUUGAUGUUGAAAUUCUGUUAUGGCAAGAGCUUUUUUUUUUUUUCCUUUCUCUUCCUGCAGUGUUUUGCAUACAUUAGAUGUUCAGUACAUAGGUUCGAUGAUUGAGAGUUGGCUGUGUGUAGAUGCCCUACUAUUUUCAGUAGAGUGAUUUAGAUAGUUUUCUUUUCCAACAAAUUUCACAUGCUCCGAAAACCUUAAAAGGUGAUAAGGUGAUGAUUUUUCACCUGGAAACUCCAGGUUCAUUUUGUUUAAAUUUCUGAGAAUGUCAAGAUGAAAAUAAUGGGGCUAUCCCAAAUUUGAGAGUAUUGGUUAUUCUGGGAUGCUACAGUCAAUUUAGUAAAUGACCAAAUUGUGAUUUGAAUGAAUAAAGCUCAAAAAGUGAUGUGUUCAACUCCUCCAUCUCAUUAAGCUCUGUAUCACCUUCUAGAAGUUUUUUUGUCCUAAAGGGGGUAUUCAAAAACAGACCUGUGGGAUGUGUAUGGAAAUGCAUACUUCUUUAUUUACCUGCCAUUGGAAACUGGAGAAAUGAUUGUUGGGCAACCCUUUAUGUUUUUAUUAUGUUUUAUUUGAUGGAGAGUUUGUUUAGAAACUUUAGUUUUACAUGUGUCAUAUUUUCAAAAUCACUAACUGCCAUCACCCAGUGGGGUCCUUUGUUAAGUCAUUUUCUGUGGCUAGUAGGGAUAAUAAUCCAGGUAACUUUUAGGAGAUAAGCAGUGAGCAGGAAGUUUUCCUGCCUUUGGCUUUUGACAGCUCUUACUUAUCAUUUAAGACCAGCUUUCCCAUAAAUUUAGCCUUUUGAAAAAAAAGAGAGCAUUUGUAAUAAGCUUCUCUGUAAGGCGACAUCAAUGGAAUCUUAAAAGUGUUGUUAUCAGGGUUGAUGAGAGAAAGAAACAUUUCUGUUUUUAUUAAAUGGAGCAUUAUUUACAAAAAGCCAUUGUUGAGAUUUAGAUCCCACAUCAUAUAAAUAUCCAUUAACCAUUUCUAAAUAAAAAAAACUCCAGUGUUGCUAUGUGCAAGAUCCUCUCUUGGGGCUUUUUUCCAUAGCAAUUAAAGGUGUGCUAUUUGUCAGUAGCCAUUUUUUGCAGUGAUUUAAAGACCAAAGUUGUUUUACAGCUGUGUUACCGUUAAAGGUUUUUUUUAUAUGUAUUAAAUCAAUUUAUCACCGUUUGAAGCUUUGAAUAUCUGCAAUCUUUGCCAAGAUACUUUUUUAUUUAAAAACAUAACUUUGUAAAUAUUACCCUGUAAUAUUAUAUAUACUUAAUAAAACAUUUUAAGCUA
This is a messenger RNA of Herpailurus yagouaroundi (jaguarundi), 5176 nucleotides long. RefSeq names its product CD47 molecule (gene CD47). NCBI's taxonomy places the organism in Eukaryota, Metazoa, Chordata, Mammalia, Carnivora, Felidae. The coding region runs from base 442 to 1248 and encodes 268 amino acids. Gene Ontology annotation, cellular component: extracellular exosome; plasma membrane. Gene Ontology annotation, biological process: positive regulation of cell-cell adhesion; positive regulation of phagocytosis; positive regulation of inflammatory response. Gene Ontology annotation, molecular function: thrombospondin receptor activity. The transcript is spliced from 11 exons. The record is from RefSeq and is a predicted model, not a curated record.